Messenger RNA from Gossypium raimondii (Peruvian cotton), 558 nucleotides. RefSeq names its product agglutinin-1-like. The transcript has a single exon. Lineage: Eukaryota; Viridiplantae; Streptophyta; Magnoliopsida; Malvales; Malvaceae. The coding region runs from base 1 to 558 and encodes 185 amino acids. The record is from RefSeq and is a predicted model, not a curated record.
AUGAUUGUGACAGCUGUCCCUGAUGCUACCAAAUGGGAAAUCCGGAGAGAUGGAAACAUAAGAAAUCCCAAAUCGGGGCUAGUUUUAACGGCAAGUAGAUAUAGCUCAACCAUGAUUAAUCUGGUUGUAGAUCGCAAUAUUUAUAGUUCUACACAAGCUUGGUUUGUCAGCAAUAACACGAAACCAACAGUGACCACCAUUGUUGGUUACAAUGGUUUGUGCUUGCUGGCAAGUAGAAGUCGAGUGUGGUUAGAGAAGUGCGUGAAAAACGACGAUGAACAACUUUGGGCUAUAUAUCCAGAUGGGACCAUCAGGCCUAAAAAGAACCGAAACGGGUGUCUCAAGUGUGCAUAUCCAGGAGGGUACUCAGUCACCGUAGGAACUUGCGAAGGAUGGGUAGAGGAACGAUGGCAAUUUCAAAGCGAUGGCACGGUUCUGCAUGUGGUGAAUGAGCAGGUGAUGGAUGUGAAAGAUACUAGCGCCUCUCUUCCUGAGAUUACGGUCAAUGACUACGACUCUCAGCGCCUUAGCCAAAUUUGGUUUCAAGUGCAACCAUGA